AUGCAUCUCCUAAAGUUGCUCUUCUUCAUCUUAGCAUCCUUCUCUCAUACCGGCUAUUCUAGUUACAACACCUCCGUGAUACCCAUAACAAAAGAUGAACAAACAUCUCUUCACAAAGUCCCUUUUGGGCUGGAGGUACUAGAUCCCAACCAAGGGCCGUAUGAUUAUCUCAUCAUCGACCUCGACACUCCGUAUGCGUGGAAAGAUAUCCCGAUUACAAACAACCCCGUUCCUUGUGACGUAGAAGAUGGUUGCAGGCAUCCGGUACGAUGCGACACCGAUUUGUGCAAAGAAGCAAAAUCUUACAUCAACCCUAUCUGCCCUACACCCAACAAAACCGACUGCAGCAUGUGUAUAGUCACACCUUUGAAUCCUGUUUCAAACGCUUGCGUAGCAUCAAACCUAACCACUGAUUUACUCAGACCGUAUUGGACUGAUGGCUGGAACCCUAUUAAUCCCUAUCCAAAGUGGCCGGGGGGCACGCUUGGAGCCCGGUUUCUACUAUCAACCGCACCUACAUCUUUGGAUCAAUUUUUUCCUAAAGAUGUUAGAGGUGUUGCGGGGUUUUCGUGGUCCGGUUUGUGUCUUCCACGUCAGCUUGCGUCUAUUAGCUUUACUAACGGUGUGAAAUUCGCACUUUGUCUACCGAGCUCUUCAUCGGCUCGUGGUGUCACAUUUGUGGGUGAAGGGCCUUUUUAUUUUAAAACAAACCCUAAUGUUGAUCUUAGAAGCUAUCUUUCGUACACUCCGAUGGUUCGAAAGAGUUCCAAAUCGCUUGGAUAUUAUAUUAAGAUAAACCGGAUCUUGAUCAAAGCACUACUAGAAAACUACAUAUUUUCCUACAAAAGUGGCAGUUGUAGUGGUGGCAACGGUGGUAGGUGGAGACGGCGACAAGUGGAGACGGCGACAGGUGGUGACAACGGUGGUGGUGGUGGGUGGCGACAGUGGUCAGAGGUGGUAGCGGUGGCGACGGUGGUAGCGAUGGUGGCGGUGGGUAGUGGUGGUUGA
Messenger RNA from Helianthus annuus (common sunflower), 1008 nucleotides. RefSeq names its product chitinase CLP. Gene Ontology annotation, biological process: proteolysis. The transcript is spliced from 2 exons. NCBI's taxonomy places the organism in Eukaryota, Viridiplantae, Streptophyta, Magnoliopsida, Asterales, Asteraceae. Gene Ontology annotation, molecular function: aspartic-type endopeptidase activity. The record is from RefSeq and is a predicted model, not a curated record. Bases 1 to 1008 code for a protein of 335 amino acids.